Candoia aspera is the source of this 515-nucleotide messenger RNA. RefSeq names its product histone H2B.v3-like. Lineage: Eukaryota; Metazoa; Chordata; Lepidosauria; Squamata; Candoiidae. Gene Ontology annotation, cellular component: nucleosome. Bases 1 to 450 code for a protein of 149 amino acids. The transcript has a single exon. Gene Ontology annotation, molecular function: structural constituent of chromatin; DNA binding; protein heterodimerization activity. The record is from RefSeq and is a predicted model, not a curated record.
AUGGCUGCCAAACAGCAGGGCAAAAAGAAAGCCAGAGACACGAAGAGGAAGAAGAUCCAGAAGAGGCACCAACUAGCUAAGCGGAAGCAGAAGAAGCUGCAGCCCAGGAAGCAGAAGAAGCACCAGGCUCGUCCCAAACGCCGGGUCAAGCGGUCCUCGGCCGCCAAGUCGGAGAACAGCGGCCCAGAGAGGGUCUGCUCCCCGCGGCUCUUUGCCUCCAAGGCCCUUCGGCAGAUGCCCAAGGUGCGGAUGGAGGCCAAGGCCAGGAGCCUGAUGAAGACCUUGCUGACCGACGUCUACGACCAGGUGGCCACCGAGGUGGAGACCUUGAGCCAGAAGCACGAGCUGUCCGACAUCAGCGGGUCGGAUGUGCAAGCCGCCUUGAAGGAAGCCAUGACGAAGGAGCUGGCCAAGCACUCGGCCGAGCCUACCAGCACUGAAUGUGCUUAGAGGAACAUGCCUCCCUUCUCCCGCAGGGACCCAAAGGGAGAAGAACAAAGAUCGUAAAAAGUAUC